This is a messenger RNA of Lachancea dasiensis, 1341 nucleotides long. The record is from the annotation of a GenBank genome assembly. Lineage: Eukaryota; Fungi; Ascomycota; Saccharomycetes; Saccharomycetales; Saccharomycetaceae.
AUGAACAAAACGUUCCUUCAAUGGCGUUUGGGCAAGCUUGAUAGCUACCAAUUCUACGAGAAGAUACUCCAAAAUGAGAUCGACAAGCUCAAAGAGGCCAAAACCGAAGUCUACAACUAUCGAAAAUCUCGUUUGUCCAUCGGUGUGACUUCGUUGGCACUGGACUCCACGGGUCAGUUUCUGCUGGCAAGCGGGGAGGACGGAAGUGUGGCAUUGUGGGCGCUGGACGAGUCCUGCAGCGAUGGCCAGCUUGUUAAUAAGAGGGUUCACUUUGCUCGGGCAGAAACCAGGCCAGCUAAAGAAAAGGUGGACGAGAAAGAAUAUCUUUCUCAGAGGCAUGUGGUGAUGAGACGACCCAUAUCAGUAUCGACUACGAAUCAUUCUCGAUGGGGACAGGGCGCAGGCGCUCCAGGUGGCUCAUCCGGGAAAUUUCAAGCCUCUAUCGAAUCCAGCAUUCCUAGAAGAGAUCACGACCCACAGGUGGGCUUCCAUGCUUACUCUGUCACCAGCGUGAAGUGGUAUUCGUCUGAUAAUGGGCUUUUUUUUACCGGCAGCAACGACCAUAAGGUCAAAAUCUGGGACACCAACACUUUCCAGGUAGCGAGUUCGUAUGACCUGGGCCUUCGCGUUGCGCAGUUGGAUGCGUGUGCAGAUCUUGUUGCCGUAGCCACAGAGGACUCUCAUCCGCGACUACUCGACCUAAGGUCCAUGAGCGCUACCAUUAGCCUUGGAGUCAAGCGGACCGAUAUGCGUGAGGGAAUAAACACUGCCAAGUUCUCCCGGCACGAUACCAAUUCGGCUACAGCUCCCUUAUUGCUCGCAACCGGUGAUAACGCAGGCAACGUCCGCGUGUGGGAUCUGCGUAUGAGCAAUCAAGCGCUGUGUGAUUUGACGGAACCGGACACAAUGGCCAAAGCGCACGCCCGGUGCUGCAAUGACAUAUGCUGGGAUCCAAACGGCUCGCUGGAGCUGGUAACGACCGGAAACGACGGCAAAUGCAAGAUGUGGGCACUGCAUAACUCCCAAUCUCGCCUUAUCCGUCAGCUGGGUGCCACGGAUGUGAUGGCCAAUCGGUUUCGUCGCCGCACAUCACACUAUUUGAUGUGGGAAGGUCCAUAUGUGUUCUGCAACAGCGACCACGGUGAGAUUCUCGUCUAUCAAAGUAGUAAUGGGCGCCAGUGGCACUCAUUUCAAUACCCGCUGAGUGGGAGUCGCGACCGCUUAAUAACUCCUCGUUUCCAAAGUAUGGUGAUGCAAACGGGACUCGCCAAUUCAAUUGGCGUAAGGCUUGUCUUCGGGACGGACAACACUCACGGGAAAAUAGUUCAAUACAAAGUGUAG